AUGGCGGAUGAAGACGGCCUCCUGGACAAGGUCCACGGCCUGAGCGACUUGGAGCUGGCCGCCCUGCUGUGCCUGGUCAAUCGAGAACACUGCAUCGUUAGCACGCCUCCCGCUGCCCUCGACGAGCUUGUCGAGGAGCUACAGCUGAUCGCAACAAAGACCUUCGGUCUGAAAUGCGCCGUAGUGGAUUGUACUCCGCAAACCUCACUGGAGGACUUUGCAUCGUCGAUCCUCACGCAGCAGUCUCUAGCAGCACCCAGAUCAGGCUCGCCUUUACGAACCCGCAAUGAUUCCUACUUUUCUCGCGCGGGCAUCUCCCCCCUGACCUCCGUCACGGCAACCAGCCCGACCGGCCAGGGCAUCGGUGGCUCCUCCAUCGCCAAUGUGAUUGUAGCUCGGAACCUUGACCGCGCCCCAAGAGCCGUUCAGAUCCAGGUUCUUGAGCUCCUCCGCACCCGCCGUAUCUUCACACGCACUUCCGUCCAGACGGCCCCGAAGCAGUUUCUGUUCAUCGCCGCCCUGGGCGCCGAAAGCGGUGGUCAGGCUCACGUCACGCUUCACCUGAACGACUACCUCUUCAUUGCUCACUGGCAUGAUCCGGACGACGGUUUCCCCAAUCUCGACGACGCGUACGACGCUGCUGAUGGGGCCGAGACGGCGAGUACCGAGAGCGUGCUCAAGAAAAGCAUCAACGGUGAUUUGCCCGCAGUCAGCGAAAACCCUCUUUUCCGUGAAGGCGAUGUUGCGGCCAUCGCCAAGAGCAGUCGAGAUGUCCAGAUCGAUGUUGAUGUCUUGCGCUACCUAAUGAAUGUAGUCUCAUACCUACGAAUGCAUCGCGCAGUUGCCGGCGGCAUCGAGCCGACCGCGACGAAGCACUUGGAGCAGUUGCUUAAAUGCCUGGCUCCGCUACACCGGCUCGAUUUUGUCACACCCGCAUUGGUUCAUCUGGCCGUUAGGAAAGUCUACUUGCACCGAAUACGCAUAGCGCAUCCGCGACAGGAACGCAGUAUGCAGUGGGGAAGCCAGCUGGAAGCCAUUGAAUCCAUUCUCGAAGGCGUGGGCCCCGAGGACGUGAUUGAGGACGUGCUGGGCAUGGUUGCGGCACCGCUUUGA
Molecule: messenger RNA, 1113 nt
Organism: Colletotrichum siamense
Lineage: Eukaryota; Fungi; Ascomycota; Sordariomycetes; Glomerellales; Glomerellaceae
Exons: 3
Coding region: 1-1113 (370 amino acids)
Source: RefSeq, a predicted model, not a curated record